Lymnaea stagnalis (great pond snail) is the source of this 225-nucleotide messenger RNA. NCBI's taxonomy places the organism in Eukaryota, Metazoa, Mollusca, Gastropoda, Lymnaeidae. The record is from the annotation of a GenBank genome assembly.
AUGGAACCAGGGCUACGUGUCGUGCGUGGACUUGACUGGAAAUACGGCGACCAGGAUGGUGGUGAAGGUCAUGUCGGUACUGUGGUAGAAAUCGGCGGGCAGAGUGGAUCUGCAACGCCAGAGAAGUGUGUGGCUGUGACCUGGGACUCAGGGGCCAGGAAUGUAUACAGGGCAGGUCGGGGGGAUGAUUAUGAUCUGCACGCAUUCGACAAUGGUCAAUGUGGU